AUGACGAAGAAAAAUACCGACAGCGCGGAGCUGGCGCGGCGUCUGGAUGGCCAGGUCAUGGUUGUUCCCGACUUGAAGGGGAUGAUGAGCCAUUGGCCGUCGGGGAAGAACGCGCACUGCUCGGACAUCGAGGCGCAGAUCAACGAGAUUCUCGAUCGGACGGCUUCGGCCAAGGAUAAGGCCAAUGUGAUGGAGGCGAACCCCGCCUUGCUCGCAUCUUGCCUCUGGCCCAACGCGUCGCUGGAGCAGCUCAAGACCCUGACCCAGAUGGUGCUCUGGCAGGGCCGCCUCGAUGACUACAUCGAGACGUUGGAGUACGAGGAUGCGGAGCGGGCUCGAGAGUUCCGCCUCAAGACGAAGGAGUACAUCGCCCUCUAUCUCUUGCUGUCGGACGUGCCUAGGGACCCGCCCACUGCGAGCGUGGUCGCCGAUUUCCAGCAGAUCGCGUACGUGAUGUGCCGGAACUAUGACAAAUACCAGCGGAGGAACUUGAGAGUCAGCCUGUUCGACUACAUCGACUCGACCAUCUCGGAGAUGAGAUACAUCCAGAGCGGUGAAGUACCGACGGACCGGUACUACGAGGAUCUUCGCAAGCGGACGGCGGGUGCUGGGCCGUUGUGUGCUUUGGCCGAGUUCGUCGCGGGAACUCAGUUGCCUGGAUUCGUGAGCGGCUCGACGCCGUAUAAGCUCAUGUUGGAUGCUGUAUGCACCAUCGUCGGACUGACGAACGACCUGCUAUCGCUGAGCAAAGAAAUGCGCAAAGGACGAACAUUCAACGUCGUGCCUGUACUCCUCUGGAACGGCGAUCACGGCGAGCUGCAGGAGGUGGUCGAGCACGUUGUCGGAGAGAUCGAGAAAUGCGUGAAGAGUUUCGACGUCUGCGAGGCGAGAUUGAUCCGCCAGCACCGCGGCGAGGCCGAGGAGAUCAAGCAGGUGACCGAGGCUCUGAAGACCAUCUGCACCGGCAAUUUGACUUGGAGUCUUGAGUCAAAAAGAUACAACGUCGGCGCGCCGGAGGAUGACGGGAGUUUGAGGCAGGAGCUGAGGGCCCAUUGA
Colletotrichum karsti is the source of this 1056-nucleotide messenger RNA. RefSeq lists its product as uncharacterized. The transcript is spliced from 8 exons. The record is from RefSeq and is a predicted model, not a curated record. Bases 1 to 1056 code for a protein of 351 amino acids. Lineage: Eukaryota; Fungi; Ascomycota; Sordariomycetes; Glomerellales; Glomerellaceae.